Messenger RNA from Cyprinus carpio (common carp), 2027 nucleotides. RefSeq names its product triadin-like. Lineage: Eukaryota; Metazoa; Chordata; Actinopteri; Cypriniformes; Cyprinidae. The record is from RefSeq and is a predicted model, not a curated record.
AUGAGGAGAGACGAUACGAUGGUAUUGGACAUCUUUGGUAGACAGCCCGAUGCUCCUCUGUCCCCUUGCGGACAGCGAUGGCUCCUCUGGUGUCAAAUGCAGAUGGCAGCGAGUCCUCCGUUCCCUGCUCCCUCCCCAAACAUGACGAACGGCAGCAGGCUCCGACCUCUUGGUGGAACGGUGCAACUCCCCUCCGCGCUUCCCUCUCGGACAGCAGCCACCCCUCCUAGACCCAGGAGCAUGACAACGAGCCCUCGCGUCCCACCGUCGUCUUCCAUUGUUUCCAGCACUACUGCCUCGGGCAGCCAUUGGUGGUCUCCGCUUCUUCCUGCUGCUGCCUAUCUCCUCAGUGCCUUAACUGAUGACCGGCACACUACGUUCAGCACCCCCAUGGCCUGGAUCCUCGUGCUGGCUCUCAUCGUAACCUGGUCGGCCGUGGCGGUCAUUAUGUUUGACCUGCUCGACAGCAAGGGUCUUGAAGGACCUCAGCCACACCGUGUCAGGAAAACAUUUAAGGAAGCAGGCAGCCUUAGAGGGGGUAUUCAGCACAUCAGCUCUGAUCCCAUGAAGGCGGUGAACGAAGCCAUGGACGACUCAACCGAUUGGAUAACAUCAAUCUUGAAUUUUAUGACUAAUUUGGUAGCACCGGAAGAGGAGGAGGAGGAAGGUGAGCGUCAUUUUGUGAGGAAAAAAGGAGAAUUCUUGCCACCGAGGAAAAAAGUUGCAGAGAUACGGGCCAAGGAGAUGUUAGAAGAGGAAGGGGAGUAUGAGGAGGAAGAGGAAGAGGAAGAGGACGAGGAGGAGGAAGAUGAGGGGCUUGCUGAAGAAGAGGAGGAGGAGGAGGAGGAAGAAGACGAAGAGUAUGAGGAUGAAGAUGAAGAAGAAGAGGAAGAAGAUGGUGAUGAGAUCGAGGAGGAGGAAGAAGAGGACGAAGAAGAAGAAGAAGACGAAGAAGAGAAGGAAUUAGCAGAGGAAGCUGUGGAGGAGGAGGGAAAAGAAGAGGAGGCUGAAGAAAAGGAGGAAGAGAAGACAGAUUCUGAGGAAGAAGAGGAGGAGGAAGCAGCAGUAGCAAAGGAAGCUGUGGAUGAGAAGGGAAAAGAAGAGGAGGCUGAAGAAAAGGAGAAAGAGGAAGCUGAUGCUGAGGUCGAAAAGGAAGAUGCUUCUAUCCCUGCUGAACCUUAUGAGGAGAAAGAAGAACAAGUCACUUCUAAAGAAGCUGAGGCAGCUGAUGAGGAGGAGGAGGACAAAAUUGAUGUAGAUAAAGAACCACCUGAAGAAGAAGAUGGAAAAGGAGAUACUCCUGCUGAUGAUAAAGAGAAAAAAGAACAAGUAGAUGACAUUACUGAUGAUGACCAAAGUGAGGAGAAAGGUGAUGACGAUGAGGUCAAAGAUGCUGAUAUUGCCAUUGCUCUUGGUAUUGUAGCUGAUACUGGUGCUACAGUCACUGAUGUUAAAGCACAAGAAACUGGUGAGGAACCUAUACUUCUUAAAGCUGAUGGUGAUUCAAAGCUAUUAACAACCUUAGAGGAGAGUGCUGCUACAGCUGAUGAUGCAGUAACUGAUUUAGCUGACUCACAAGAUGGCUUAGCCGCAACUGAUAUCCCAUAUGAUGACCAUGAUGAUAAGAUAGCAAAAGAUCUAGCUGAGGAUCAUGGUGAGGUAACAGAAGACAGUCUUAAAGAUGAGACUGGUGCUGGACUAAAAGACGCUGAUUCUGAAAAAGAUAUAACAAGUGAGGGUGAGGGUGUUAUUGAGAAGCCUGAGCUAGCUGAUGAUGUUGCAGAUAAGGAAGAGCAGGAGGGAAAAGAGGAGGGAGAAGAACAGAUAAGGGGUGAAGAUGAGGAAGGUGAUGAUGCUAUUAUAGUAACAACACCUGUAGUUAGUUCCGAACCAGGUGGAGAUGAGACAACAGUGGUGGCUGAUGAAGAUGAUGGCUCUUCACCUGAGAAAGACAUAAGAACCCUGAAAGAAGAGGAGAAAGAUGAAAAGGAUGAAAGCGCAGAGAAAGUGGAAAAUUGAAGAAAAAG